ACGUUUCCGUCGGAUUUUCAGUUUCAUCACCAGACACGUCAUCUGGCUUUCCCCUUAAAUUCAGGAACGUAAUAUACAGUACAGGGAACGAAUAUAAUAAAUCAUCAGGAAUAUUUACUUGUAAACAUCCAGGAGUCUAUUUCUUCACAGCAAAUGUGCUAAGAAGUCCUGGUAUUUAUGUAAACGAGUGCUCCAUUAGACUCAACGGUAUUAGUAUGUUACUAGUGACUAAUGUCACUCGCCUACGAGAAGGAUAUCAGUCAGGAUCUGGGUCAUUUAUUUGUCAUUUAAUUUCAGGAGAUACAGUCUCUUUAUCUAGCUGUCCUGGAGUGAACUACAUCUACUCGUAUUCUAGUUUUACCGGAUUCCGUAUUUCAUUUUAAAUAACCACCCUCCAUCUGUUAAUCAAUAUCUACCGGAUUCCGUGUUUUAUAUUAAUUAACCAGUCUACAUCUGAUACUCAACAUCAACCGAAUUCCGUAUUUAAUAUUAAUUCAUCAGACUCAACAUGUCUAUUUACAUUAACUGGAUUUCGUAUUUCAAAUGAUUCGGCCACUCUCAACAUUUAUAUCAUCAUCAACGGAUUUCGCAUUUUAGAUAAAUUAAUCAGUCUCCACAUAUCAAUUAAUAUCAACCGAAUUUCGUAUUUUAUAGUAAUAAACCAGUCUCCAUCUGUCAAUCAACAUCAACCGGAUUAUUUUUUAUGAUAUUAAAUUGAUCAGUCUCGAUCCUUGUCAAUCAACAUCCGUUGAUCAACUCAUCAGAUAAAGAUUGUUAACAUAUCAUUUGGCAACCUUCAUUAGUCAUCUAUAGUUAUUUUGUGUAACAACACUUCGAUCAGAUUCUUUCUGAACCAGGACAAGUUGACUACAAUCAUAAUCUAUUUUUUAUCAUUUUUUAUAAGCUAUAGUUUAAAUAUGACAACGCGUUCUACAUACCUUUGUUGACGAAUUUAUAUCAGACUUAGUCGUUUUUUUAUAUGGAUACGAGGUUUUAAUCUAGAUAUUUUUUAUAGCACAAAGUCGAUCAUUUUUAAAGUUUUUUUUUCAAUAUAGAGAAGGACAUUGUCAUACGUGUUCGUAUAUUGAUAUUAAAAAUAUAAGAAAAAAAAACGAGAAAAAAAUCCAUAUAAAAUGAAAUGUGUGGUACUUUUUGUGUGUCUAUUUCUUGGACUUGUGUCAGGAUUUCUAGUUGAAAAUGGAGGCCCAGCAGCAACAUCAAAUCCUCCUCAAUCGAAUGAUCAAUUUAUUCAAAAUAUGUUUAACUUGAUUCUUAACGAGCAAACUUCAAGACUUCAGCUACAGAGUCUGGUUACAACCCUAAGCAACAAAAUAAACCAGCUGGAAAGCGCAAAUGGUCAGAUUCAGAAAGACACGGAAGCAAAAAUAAAUCAAACAGCGAACGAUAUGACAACCAAACUGAACGCUCUGAGCACUCGAUUAGUUAAAAUGGAGCAGAUAAACGCAGACGUUUCUAAACAACUGGUAAAAGAGAAAAACAACCGAGAACAUCUUGAACAACUGUACACUGAUUUAGAGACACGCGUUCAGAAUUUGACAGCGGAUAACAAGACAGAGAUAAACACAUCCGAAUUAAAGGAUGUUGAAUCAAAAGUGGCCAGCUUGGAAAACAUGUACACAAGUACGGUUUACAAUCUUUCUGGCUUGACCUCAAGACUAGAUGACCUUACAGCACAAUUUGUAAAUACAGUCGGUGACACUAACUCAAAUCAGACAGGAAAUAGCACAAAUUUGCUUGUCAAAGUAAAUCAAAUGGAAACAAGGCUCGGUGAUUUGAAUCAUCAAUAUGAAGAGUUGAAAAAUGACUCACGCAUUUCCGACCUUAUGAUACUGGAAGACAAACUUAUUACUAUGGAAGCAAACCUGCAAAACCUAACAAUAGAUACUAACUACACACAUCUCCAGAUUGUGUCAGAUGAUGUUACCAACAUGAAGAAAGUCUUGAAAAACUUGACGGUGAACGAAUUUAACCAAUCUCACAUGUCGGUCGGUUUUUCUGUGUUCAACCCCGACACGUCAUCUGCCUCAUUACCGUACUACCCCCUAAAGUUCAAGAACGUGACGUACAAUUCCGGAGACGGCUAUAGCCUGAGGUCGGGGAUAUUUAUUUGUAAAUAUCCAGGACUGUAUUUCUUCAUGGCAAAUAUUUUUAGAUCACCAGGUGCCACCGAGAGCUUCUGCUAUUUAACCGUUAACGCACGUGAUACGCUACGGAUAACUAGUGGUGUUGAACUGGAGGACGGCUAUUUGCCGGGGUCAGGAUCAAUUGUACAUCAUCUAAAAAAGGGAGACACAGUGUACCUAUCAGGUUGUGGUAACGUCACCCACAUGUACGAGUAUUCUAGUUAUACUGGCUUUCGUAUUUCAAAUUAAUUUGAUUAUCACUUAUGUUAAGUUAUUUAGCCUUCAGACAUAAUAUCACGUGACAUGGAACUCAAGAUUAGCGCGUCCAAUCAGGCGCACAUACCGCCAUGUUGUCACGUGUAUUUCAUUUAAUAAUAUAAUUUGGUUGAUAGAAAUUUAGUAUUUGUAUUUCAUUGACUUUAAUAAGUUAAAAAACAGUCCCUGUAUUUCAGCAAUGUUUUCAACUGUAACCGAGCUUGAUUUUGAAUUAUUUACCCUUGAGCUUGAUUUUCUAAAGGUCAUUACAAAGCCAGAUAAUAAGUCUGAAAAAGACAACAUUUUACUAUUGGGUAAUUGUGCAUGUUAAUUCUUUACUAACUUACCUUAACUGUGAAUUAUCUGCCCUUGAAUAGGCAAAUUAAUGGGGUAUGUUUUCAUAAACGAGUUUGAUGGCUCUUAAAAUGUUUCAGGUAUCAAAUUUUAGGAUCAUGUAGAGUUGAAAUAAAUUCUUCUCUUAUGUUUUCA
Messenger RNA from Ruditapes philippinarum (Manila clam), 2888 nucleotides. RefSeq lists its product as uncharacterized. The transcript is spliced from 2 exons. Gene Ontology annotation, molecular function: protein binding. Bases 1134 to 2393 code for a protein of 419 amino acids. The record is from RefSeq and is a predicted model, not a curated record. Lineage: Eukaryota; Metazoa; Mollusca; Bivalvia; Venerida; Veneridae.